Molecule: messenger RNA, 996 nt
Organism: Dracunculus medinensis (Guinea worm)
Lineage: Eukaryota; Metazoa; Nematoda; Chromadorea; Rhabditida; Dracunculidae
Source: the annotation of a GenBank genome assembly
AUGCCAUCAAUUGGUACGCACAGUGGAAAAUUUCAUUGCGAUGAAGUACUUGCUUGUUCUCUGCUUCGUUGUCUCAGUGAUUUUAAAAAUUACGAAAUUAUUCGGUCAAGGAAUCCUGUUCUUUUAAAUAAGUGCGAUAUUGUUGUAGAUGUAGGUGGUGAAUACGAUCAUCUCAAAAGGCGUUAUGAUCAUCAUCAAAGUUCAUUCAACCACAGUAUGAAAUCUUUAAAUCUACUAGAUUUCAACACCAAAUUGAGCUCGGCUGGUCUCAUAUAUGCGCAUUAUGGUAAAAAAAUAAUUGAAGAAAUAUGUGGUCUUGAUCAGAACCCUGCAAUUGUUGAAAUUCUCUAUGAAAAAGUUUACGAAUCUUUUGUUGAGGCUGUUGAUGCUAUUGAUAAUGGUAUAGCACAAUUCGAUGGCAUUCCAAGAUAUAAACUCGGUGGAACUCUUUCUGAUCGAGUAAAUCGUCUUAAUCGAUCGUGGAAUCAAAUCGAUUAUGAUGAGAACGCGAAGUUUCUGGAAGCUAUGAACUUGGUCCAGAAUGAAUUCUGUGAAUGCCUAAAUUAUUACUAUAAAACUUGGUUGCCCGCAAGAACUGUCGUCAAAAAAUCUUUGGAAAAUCGGUUUCAGACUGAUGAAAGUGGUCAAAUUAUCUUGCUUGAAAUGUGCGUCCCUUGGACUGAACAUUUUCUUGAACUAGAAAAGGAAUUAAGUUUGGAUGUUCAUGAAAUCACUUAUAUUGUUUAUCAAGAUCCGACGAGUGGCCAGUGGAGGGUUCAGUCAAUACCCAUCGAUAAAAAAUCAGCGUUUAAAAAUCGACUUCCACUUGCGGAAUCAUGGCGUGGUUUACGUGAUGCUGAAUUAUCAUCUGUGGCGGGAAUCAAUGGUUGUGUCUUUGUGCAUAUGAGUGGUUUUAUAGGUGGUAAUGAAACACGCACUGGUGCACUUGAUAUGGCCCGAAAAUCAUUGGCAUUGGCUGGCAAAUACAAACACUAA